Molecule: messenger RNA, 4002 nt
Organism: Plasmodium gaboni
Lineage: Eukaryota; Apicomplexa; Aconoidasida; Haemosporida; Plasmodiidae
Product: putative RNA helicase
Exons: 1
Coding region: 1-4002 (1333 amino acids)
Molecular function (GO): nucleic acid binding; ATP binding
Source: RefSeq, a predicted model, not a curated record
AUGAGUAAUGCACCUGUUGGCUUCAUUUCCUUAAGUAAAAUUUUUAGAAAGGAGGAAGAAGAAAAAAAACUUAUAGACAAUAGUCAGGAUCGUUCGAACCUGUUGAAUACAUCUAUUUAUAAUAAGAAUGAAGAAAAAAGAACAUUUGAAGAACUGAACGUAGAAACAGAAAUAGUGCGGGCUCUAAAAAAAAUAAAUAUUUUUUAUCCUUCUAAGAUUCAAUAUAUGAUUAUGAAAAGAUUAAUAUGUAAUGAUAAAAAUAAAAAAAAAGAAAAAGAAAAAAAAAAAAAUUGUAUAAUUCAAUCAAAGAAUGGAACUGGUAAGAGUAUGUCAAUUUGUAUAUUUAUUGUUCAUCAGAUAUUUUAUAAAAUGAAGAAGAAAAAAGAUAUUCAACAAAAUAAAAUAAAUAAAGAAGAUGAAAUAUAUAGAAUAGAAGAUUCAAAAUAUAUAUCAGAUCAUAUAUCUGAAUCUUUUUCAUCUCAAGACAAUAUGUUUUUGGGUUCUUUAUUUUUUUAUGGUUUAAUAUUAGAACCAACAAGAGAAUUAUGUCAACAGAUUUUUGAUAGCAUUCAAAAAAUUACGAACAUAUUAAAAGAUGACAAUUGUAAUGAUGUAUAUGAUAAUAUAAAUAGAUUAGAUGUUUAUAAUCCUAACAAUAUAAAUAUAUAUGAUAAAAAAUAUGUUAAUUGUUAUAAAAUAGAAUCUUUAAUAUUAUAUGGAGGGACAGAUAUUUUUGAGAAUAUAAAAAAAAUAUUUACUAAUUUUCCUCAUAUUAUUAUAUCAACACCUGGACGUUUAAAACAUGUUUUAAAUAUUUUAAAUAAGAUUAAAAUAGAAAUAAAUGAAAAAGAGAAAAUAAAAAAUAAAGAUAUACUUCCUUUAUCAUAUAUAACUCUAAUUAAUCUAAUUAAUAUGUCUUUAAAUUAUUUUAUUCUUGAUGAAAUCGAUGCUUUGUUAGAUGAACAAUUUGAUAAUCAACUCAAAAUUAUUUAUAAUUAUAUUGUGAAUCCAAAAAUACAAAUUUUAUGUUAUAGUUCUACGUUUCAAGAAGCAAGUAUUAAUAACUUUAUAAAAAAAAUUAUAGAAUGUGAUGAGAAAUAUUUAUCACGUUUAGAGCGAUCUUAUAUGACUAGCAUGGAUCAGACAAAACAUAAAGAGGGCAGUAGUAAAUUUUUAAAAUUAAAUGUAGAUAUGAGAAAAGAACAUCACUCAUUGGAUGUCAAAAUGGUAGACGGGUUGUUAAGUGAUGCAAAUGAUAUGAACAGAGAUAAUAUUAAAAUAAAUUAUAUGAAUGGAGAUAAUAUAAAUGAUAUGAAUGGAGAUAAUAUAAAUGAUAUGAAUGGAGAUAAUAUUAAUAUAAAUUAUAUGAAUGGAGAUAAUAUUAAUACAAAUGAUAUGAAUGGAGAUAAUAUUAAUACAAAUGAUAUGAAUGGAGAUAAUAUUAAUACAAAUAAUAUUGAUACACAUUUUAUUACUUCACCUGCACAUCACUAUCAUGAUGAACAAAAUAAUCAUGUCAAAAUAAAAAAGAAAAAAAUUAAUAAAAGGAAAAAAAAAAAAAAAAAAAAAAAAAAAUUCAAAUAUAAUAAUAAAACACAAUCCAAACUAAUAAAAGAAUUACAAAAAAUAAUAUGCGAUGAAAAUAUUUUAUGUAAAGAGUUUAUGUGUGAAUAUAUUUUAAAAAAGAUGAUAAAAAGAAAAGAAAAAAUGAAAUAUCACAUGAAUAGUAAAAGAAACUUUGAGUAUAUACAAACGUGCACAUCACUGAUAAUUCAUUCAGAAGAUAAAAAUAUAGAAAUGAAUAAUAUCAACAAUAAAAAUAAAAAUAACAACAACAACAAUAAUAAUAAUAAUAAUAAUAAUAGUGAUAAUUAUUAUUGUAGUAAUGUUAUUCCAUCUAAUAGUUUAUCUCCUUUUUAUUAUUAUGACCGUUCAGAUGAAGAGAACCAUUCGAAGUCACCUUUAAAGGGAGUUUUAGAUUCACCAGUUUUAUCAAACAUUGAACAUUGUUUUAUAACCAUAAAUAAUGAGAAUUUAAAUAAAAAAGAAGAACUUAAAUAUAAAAUGAAAGUAGUAUAUAAAAUAAUAAAUGAAAUAAAAUAUAAUCAAUGUUUUUUAUUUAUUAAUAAUACAUAUGAAGGUAUCCAAGUUAUAAAAAUGUUAAAAAAAAUGAAUAUCUCUUCAUAUUAUACUAGUUCAAAAAUAGAACAUAAAGAAAGAAUAGAAUUAUUUAAAAGUUUACAAGAAAAUAAAGUUAAAAUUGUUGUAUGUACUGAUAUUAUGAGUAGAGGAAUAGAUAAUAUUGUUUGUGAUUUAGUUAUUAAUUUUGAUAUACCACAUAGUAAAGAAACUUAUGUUCAUAGGUCAGGUCGAUGUGGAAGAUUUGGAAGUAAAGGUUUGUGCAUUAGUUUAUGUAAUUACACAGAUUAUAAUUAUUUAUAUUAUUUUAAAUUUCAAUUAAAAUUAAAUGUUUACGAUUUUUCUUAUAUCUCUAAAUAUAACCAUAGAAUACAACAUUCUUCUUCAGAUGUAUAUAUAAAUCAUAUUAAAAAAAAUGAACAACCUAAUCAACCAAAUAUUCACAAACAUUCAUUAUGUAGUCAAAGUAUUAAUCAUAAAAAUAAUGAUCAAUGUGAUUCUUCUCAAAACAUUUUAAACGUUCAACAAAUAAACAACAACAAAAAUAAUAAUAACAAUAAUAAUAAUAAUAAUAAUAAUAAUAUAUUCAAAUUGUGUGAUCUAGAAACAUUGAGAAGAAAAUAUGAAAACAACAUUAGAUAUAAUAAUUACCAAGAAAAUGGGAACACACAAAAAAAAAAAAAAAUUCUAAUAAUUAAUAUAAAAGGUUUUUAUUCCAAAAAUAUACAUAUCAUUCCAAAUUUAUAUAAUAAUAUAUUCAAUAAUAAUGUUUAUUUAAAAAUAUAUUUUAAAAAAUUAUUUAUAAAAUUUAAAAUUAUACAAGAUAAUCAUACAUGUUCCUAUAUUUUUAAAAUACCUAUUGAUAAUAAAAAUAUAUUUAAAAAUAUUAAUAUUAUUCAAAAUAAGUCCAAUUUAAUUUUGUUCUUUCAUUUUUUUCAAAAUAUAAAUAUAUGUUGUAAUUAUUAUUAUGAUAGCACAAAAAAAAGUGAAUAUACCAACAAUAAUAAUAAUAAUAAUAAUAUUUAUAAUAAUAAUAAUAAUUAUUAUAUUUAUGUAUGUAAAAAUACACAUUUCAAAAGAAAGAAAAAAAAACAUAUCAUAAACAAAACCCUUUUUGUAACUAAUUUUUGUAUGUUUUUUUUUUGUAACUCAAAUAAUUAUAUAACAUUAAAAUUAUAUUAUAUAUUUCUUUUUUUAUUUCAAUUUUAUAAAUAUCCACUCAAAAAAAAUUUUUAUCAUCUAUUAAUAUAUAAUAAGUAUUAUAAUAACAAUAAUAAAGAAUCAUAUUGUCUUGAUGAAAAAAUAAAUCACAAUAUAUUAUCGUUUACACAAUUUGAACCAAUAAUCUAUAAUCUAGAAAAUGACAAAUGUAUAAUAUCUGAUUCGUAUAUAUAUUACAAAAAAAAAAAAAAAAAAAAAAACAAACAUACAUUACAUCAUAAUCUAUAUAAUCUAAUUGAUGAUGAAAAAAUAUAUGAACAAGUAAAUCAUAAAACAUAUAUAAAUAAACAUGAUAUGUUCUUUAAUCAUAAUAAUUAUUUCUCAAAUUCAAUAUCAUAUCAUGACAAUCUAGAUUUUAAUAUAGUAAAACAUAAUAAUAAGCAAAAUAUGAAUAUUAACUCGAUAUCUCUUGAACAAACUAUGAUUUCUCUUAAUAUGGAUAUACUAGAAAAACAUAUUUUUAUAAAAUUCUGUAAUGAAUCCAAUCAUAUUAAAUGUAUAAACAAUGAAACCAAAAUUAUCAAACAGAUCAAUCAAUAUAUGUAUGAUCAAAUUUUUCUUAAUUUAAAUCAUUAUCAAAAUGUAAAUUUAUUGAAAUGUCUUUUUUUACAAAAUCAUGUAAAAUUGUAUGAAGAAAGUUGA